UUUCCUCCUGAUCCUCUUCAUUGGCCAUGGCCAUCGCACUAUCUUCUUUCAACAUUUUCUUCACAUUUCUUCUUGUCUCUACUUUCCAUCUGGGGUUUUCUUUUUCUGCAUUGCAAGAAAACCAUAGUAAUGGCACUUAUUCUGGCCAAAUCAACUCAAACUCCGUUCUUGUAGCCCUUCUCGACUCCCAUUAUACAGAACUAGCUGAACUCGUUGAAAAAGCACUUCUUUUACAAACCCUUGAAGAUGCUGUUGGUAAACACAAUAUCACCAUCUUUGCUCCUAAGAACGAAGCUCUUGAACGCGAUCUUGAUCCUGAAUUCAAGAGGUUCUUGCUUGAACCUGGCAAUCUCAAGUCUCUCCAGACUCUUUUACUUUACCACAUUGUACCCAACAGAAUCAAUCCUAGCCAUAACUCUUCUCUUCAACAUCACAGCACUUUGUGCCGCGAUAGAGUCAAACUCAGCAGUCAGGAAUCCGGCGAGAAGUUAAUAGAUUCGGCGAAAAUCAUUCAGGUGAAUGCAGUGGAGAGGCCAGAUGGAGUGAUUCAUGGGAUAGAAAGGUUGCUAAUCCCACGAUCUGUUCAGCAGGAUUUCAACAAUCGCAGGAGUUUGCAAUCAAUCUCAGCUGUGAAACCAGAAGGAGCACCAGAGGUUGAUCCAAGAACACACAGGUUGAAGAAACCAGCACCACCAGCAAAACCCGGUUCAGCCCCGGUGCUACCAAUCUAUGAUGCAAUGGCGCCCGGCCCAUCUCUUGCCCCAGCUCCAGCUCCUGGUCCGGGUGGACCUCAUCACCAUUUCAAUGGAGAAAAACAAGUUAAAGAUUUCAUUGAAACCCUUCUUUUAUAUGGAGGAUACAAUGAAAUGGCUGAUAUUCUUGUGAAUCUAACAUCAUUAGCAACUGAAAUGGGAAGAUUGGUCUCUGAAGGGUAUGUGCUAACAGUUUUAGCCCCAAAUGAUGAAGCAAUGGCUAAGCUUACAACGGACCAGUUGAGUGAGCCGGGAGCACCAGAGCAGAUAAUCUAUUACCAUGUGAUACCUGAGUAUCAAACUGAAGAAAGCAUGUACAAUGCUGUUAGAAGAUUUGGGAAAAUUUCUUAUGAUACAUUAAGAUUGCCGCACAAGGUUUUGGCAGAAGAAGCUGACGGGUCUGUGAAAUUUGGACACACUGAAAAUUCUGCUUAUUUGUUUGAUCCUGAUAUUUACACAGAUGGGAGAAUUUCGGUUCAAGGGAUUGAUGGGGUUUUGUUUCCAUUAGAGGAGAAGGAGAAAUCGGAGACCAAAAAGGAAAUUAAGAGCGUUAAGGUUGCUGUUAAGCCACAAAGGAGAGGUUGCUUGAAGUGGCUUGCCGGAUGCUUGGGACAUUUGGACAAGAUUCACAUUUCACCACAUGCCAGUAAAUAAAGACUCCCUUGUACCAAAAGGAAAACUUCAAAGAAGGAUAAAGGUGAGCUACUGAGAUCAUGUAAAGUCCUUGUAUCUGAAUUUUCUUCUCUGCGAGCAGGGUUCUAGUUUAUCACAGGGGAAGCCUACAACCAAGAGAUGAAGAGGUGGGAUUAGUAAGGAAAAGCAUUUGGAUUAUGGUGUGAUGAUUAUGUACUUGAUGUUUUUGUGUUGCUCAAAUUCGAUGAUUGCAUAGAAGGGAAGGGUCACUGUCUUAAGUUUCAGAUACCAUUAAGAAUGCCCAGGAUUUUUUUUUCUUUUUUUCUUGUAUUUUUUAUGCGUGUCAGAUAUGGUGGUGCUGAGCUGUUUACUGUUGGUUGGUGGGAAGGAGAAAGCCAUGGAGGGCAAGGAUUUUAUGUGGGUGGGCUUCCCACUGCAAUAAAGAGAGUAGGCAGAAAUAUGUGGGGGUAAUAAAAUAAAGUAUUUUCUCUGUGCUCGUGUACAAUCAGAGGAAGGAAAAUUGUAAUUAAUUUUUGUGCAA
This is a messenger RNA of Populus trichocarpa (black cottonwood), 1926 nucleotides long. RefSeq names its product fasciclin-like arabinogalactan protein 17. NCBI's taxonomy places the organism in Eukaryota, Viridiplantae, Streptophyta, Magnoliopsida, Malpighiales, Salicaceae. The transcript is spliced from 3 exons. The coding region runs from base 27 to 1406 and encodes 459 amino acids. The record is from RefSeq and is a predicted model, not a curated record.